AUGGGAACUGAAUCUGAGGAAGAAAUAUUUGAAGCUGUAAGAGAAGUAGAGGAGGCCGCAAAGGUGCCGCAGAAAAAAGCAAGAAAAAAGCAAAAGGGACAAACUUAUAGAGCUAUCGAGGGACGGUGUAAUAGAGAAGUCCGCAAGUUUUAUAAGAAAGUCUAA
Molecule: messenger RNA, 165 nt
Organism: Paramuricea clavata
Lineage: Eukaryota; Metazoa; Cnidaria; Anthozoa; Malacalcyonacea; Plexauridae
Source: the annotation of a GenBank genome assembly